This is a messenger RNA of Elgaria multicarinata webbii, 5116 nucleotides long. It is a transcript of the gene WASHC4, whose product is annotated as WASH complex subunit 4. Gene Ontology annotation, biological process: endosomal transport; endosome organization. The record is from RefSeq and is a predicted model, not a curated record. Bases 59 to 3574 code for a protein of 1171 amino acids. NCBI's taxonomy places the organism in Eukaryota, Metazoa, Chordata, Lepidosauria, Squamata, Anguidae. The transcript is spliced from 34 exons. Gene Ontology annotation, cellular component: endosome; WASH complex.
AGGGGCAGCUCUUGCUUUUGCUGCUGCUGCUGCCGCCGCUGCUGGGUGCGGGUCUGUCAUGGCGCUGGAGACCCUUUCGCCGGACUGGGAGUUCGACCGCGUCGACGACGGCUCUCAGAAAAUCCAUGCUGAAGUGCAGUUGAAGAAUUAUGGAAAAUUCCUGGAGGCAUAUACGUCUCAGCUGAAGAGAAUUGAAGAUGCACUGGAUGAGUCCAUAGGAGAUGUUUGGGACUUCAAUCUUGAUCCCAUUGCAUUAAAUCUUUUGCCUUAUGAACAGUCUUCCCUACUCGAACUCAUAAAGACGGAAAAUAAGGUCCUGAACAAAGUCAUCACUGUGUAUGCUGCUCUUUGCUGUGAAAUCAAGAAAUUAAAAUAUGAGGCAGAAACAAAAUUUUAUAAUGGCCUCUUAUUUUAUGGAGAAGGAGCUAUGGAUUCCAGUAAGAUAGAAGGAGAUAGCCAAAUACAGAUGGGAAGAUUUAUUUCCUUUUUACAGGAGCUGUCUUGUUUUGUCACACGGUGCUACGAAGUGGUGAUGAAUGUAGUUCAUCAGCUGGCUGUCCUUUAUACCAGUAACAAGAAUGCCCCUAAAGUUAUAGAGACGUCAGGAGUUCAUUUUCAGGCUAUGUAUGAACAUCUGGGAGAACUGCUGACAGUUUUACUCACAUUGGAUGAGAUAAUAGAUAAUCAUGUCACCCUGAAAGGUCACUGGACCACGUACAAAAGGUUACUAAAAUCUGUCCAUCACAAUCCUUCUAAAUUUGGGGUCCAGGAAGAUAAAUUGAAGCCAUUUGAAAAGCUGCUAUUAAAACUAGAAAGCCAAUUACUGGAUGGGAUGAUAUUCCAGGCUUGUAUAGAACAGCAAUUUGAUUGCCUUAAUGGUGGUGUUUCGAAGAACAGUACUUUUGCUGAGGAGUUUGCACAUAGUAUUCGCACAAUAUUUGCAAAUGUUGAAUCUAAGCUUGGUGAACCCUCAGAAAUUGACCAGAGAGAUAAGUACGUAGGAAUUUGUGGGCUCUUUGUACUGCAUUUUCAGAUUUUUCGGACUGUAGACAAGAAAUUUUACAAAUCAUUGCUGGACAUUUGCAAAAAGGUGCCAGCUAUCACACUUACUGCCAAUAUCGUUUGGUUUGCUGACACCUUUCUGAUCCAGAAGAUGCCAGAUGCUGCCAAGCUUCUGGACAGGAAAAGUUUUCAUUCUGUUAAACUACACAGAGAGAGUUUUUUACAGCAGAAGUCUCAGUCACUUAUCAAAGAAAUGCAAUCAUACUAUGUGUUUGUAAGUUCAUGGAUGAUGAAAAUGGAAUCUAUUUUGUCAAAGGAACAACGAAUGGAUAAGUUUGCAGAAGAUCUCACUAACAGGUGCAACGUUUUUAUACAGGGCUUCCUGUAUGCUUACAGUCUUAGUAACAUCAUUAAAACUACAAUGAAUCUACAUAUGUCAAUGCAGAGGCCAAUGACUAAAACCUCAGUUAAAGCAUUAUGCAGGCUUGUGGAACUUCUCAAAGCAAUAGAACAUACAUUUUACAGAAGAAGUAUGAUUGUUGCUGAUUCAGUCACACACAUAAUUCAACAUCUUCAGUAUCAGGCUCUUAAUGCUAUUGCUGUAGCCAAGAAAAGGGUAAUUUCUGACAAAAAGUACAGCGAACAGCGCCUUGAUGUACUCUCUGCUCUUGUAUUGGCUGAGAACACUCUCAAUGGUCCGAGCACAAAUCAGAGGCGACUUGUUAUUUCCCUUGCCCUCAGUGUGGGUACACAAAUGAAAACGUUUAAAGAUGAAGAGCUCCUUCCUCUUCAAGUAGUUAUGAAAAAGUUGGCCUUAAUCAGUGAACUUAGAGAACGAGUCCAAGCACAGUGUGACUGUUGCUUUUUGUACUGGCACAGAACUGUGUUUCCAAUUUAUCUGGAUGAUGUCUAUGAAAAUGCAGUAGAUGCUGCUAGGUUACAUUACAUGUUUAGUGCAUUGCGGGAUUGCGUACCAGCUAUGAUGCACUCAAGGCACUUGGAAUCCCAUGAGAUUCUUCUUGAAAGCUAUGACAAAGAAAUUAUGGAUGUUUUAAAUAAGCACCUCCUGGACAAAUUAUGCAAAGAAAUAGAAAAGGACCUGCGUCUCUCUGUGCACACACACUUAAAGCUAGAUGACAGAAAUCCAUUCAAAGUUGGAAUGAAAGACCUUGCCUACUUCUUCUCUUUGAACCCGAUUCGCUUUUUUAAUCGGUUCAUAGAUAUAAAAGCCUAUGUGACGCACUACCUGGACAAGACUUUCUACAAUCUAACCACAGUAGCUCUGCAUGAUUGGGCCACAUAUAGUGAAAUGAGGAAUUUAGCAACUCAGCGCUAUGGCUUAACUAUGACAGAAGCACAUCUUCCUAGCCAGACUUUAGAACAGGGUCUUGAUGUUUUGGAAAUUAUGAGGAAUAUUCAUGUAUUUGUAUCCCGAUACCUCUACAAUCUCAAUAAUCAGAUCUUCAUUGAGAGAAUCAGCAAUAACAAGCAUUUGAACACCAUAAAUAUCAGGCACAUCGCUAAUUCAAUUCGAACACAUGGUACAGGAAUAAUGAACACAACAGUAAAUUUCACAUACCAGUUUCUGAGAAAGAAGUUUUAUAUCUUUAGCCAGUUCAUGUAUGAUGAACACAUAAAAUCCAGGCUCAUCAAAGAUAUCAGAUUCUUUAGGGAAGUUAAAGAUCAAAAUGAUCACAAGUAUCCCUUUGAGAGAGCAGAGAAAUUCAACCGGGGGAUCAGAAAACUUGGUAUUUCACCUGAUGGACAAAGUUACCUUGACCAGUUCAGGCAACUUAUAAGCCAGAUAGGGAAUGCUAUGGGCUACGUACGGAUGAUAAGAUCUGGCGGACUUCACUGCUGUAGUAGUGCAAUUAGGUUUGUUCCUGAUCUUGAAGAUAUCGUUAAUUUUGAAGAACUUGUGAAAGAAGAAGGUCUCUCGGAAGAAACACAAAAAGGAGCCAGGCAACUGGAUUCUGUACUUGGUGAUCUCACACGCAACUCUGCAGAAGGGACAGAGUACUUCAAAAUGCUUGUGGAUGUGUUUGCUCCUGAAUUUCGCAGUCCAAAGAACAUGCAUCUACGGAACUUCUAUAUAAUUGUUCCCCCACUGGCUCUCAACUUUAUAGAACAUUCAAUUGGUUGCAAGGAGAAAUUGAAUAAAAAGAAUAAAGCUGGUGCAGCUUUCACUGAUGAUGGCUUUGCCAUGGGUGUAGCUUACAUUUUGAAGCUUCUGGAUCAGUACCAAGAAUUUGACUCCAUUCACUGGUUCCAGUCAGUACGAGAAAAGUAUGUGAGAGAGAUCAGAGCAUUAGCAAAACAACAGAAUGUCCAAUCGGCUAGUCAAGAUGAAAAGCUGCUACAGACUAUGAACCUCACUCACAAGCGACUGGAAGUUUGUUUGCAGGAGUUUGAACUACUUUAUUUUUCACUAAGCAGUGCAAGGAUCUUUUUUAGAGCAGAUAAAACUGCAGCAGAAGAAAAUCAAGAGAAAAAAGACAGAGAAGAAGAAUCUGUAAAAACAAACGAUGGAGACCUGUCCAACUCUACUUCUGCAGAUCCUAUUGUGAAAUGAGAGCCUUGAAAUCUUCAUUGAAUCGGAUGAGACCAAUCUGGCAUGGAGCGUUUCACCUUCUGAAUCUUGAUGGUGACCCAAAGUGCUAUCAAGUUUACAAUAAUCCAUACUCGUUCAAAAUUUGCAGUUCAUCCUUUCUGUUGAAGUUUCACUAAAAUAAGCUCUUCACCCUAACUUAUGAUUUGUGGGGAGGAUUUGCUUGUUUACUUUGAUUGCAGUUUCAUAACUUUAAUUCUCUUGCAUUUUGUUUGAUUGAAUCAGACAUCAAAUAACAUCUUAGGCAUUGAUGUUGCUUUUCUUAUUGUAUUAUGUCGCUGUUUCAAAAUCUGCCAUAGUCCAUAGACCUUUGGAAUCCAAAGAACUUGCCAUCUUAAAGAGUCAACCUCUGUCUUUCAGAGAUUGACACUGUACAAACAUGUAAAUUUUAAGGCACUUCGCUGCUGUAAUAAACAUACUCAUUCCCAUUUCUCCUUUUUGGCCUCUAAUUUGAGAGAAUCCUUAGCUUAAAGCAUCACAUGUGCCUGGACAGUAGUGCUAACCAAACUAACAUGAACUUAGUGACACAUCCUUAGUCUUCACCUGGCUCUAAACUCAUGUACAUGUAGUGCUUCUGUGAAUAUAUAUAUAUAUAUAUAUAUAUAUAUAUAUAUAUAUAUGUAUGUAUGUAUGUACAGUAAUAUAGCUUUCUUUGUGAAUAUAGGAUGGUAAUCACUGAACAUCUUUCAUGCUGUAGAACCAAUUAAAAGAUGAAUAAUUUGGGUCUUCAAUGCGACUUCCAGUUGACAUUAUUAGAGCAGGUAGCAAUACAUUCCUACUGGUGACAUGGAAUGGCAUCCCCAUAAGCCUUUACAUUUCAUGUGGCUUCAGGUAGACCUUUUGCAUCUGCUGAAUGUAGAGAAGGUAGGUUAAAACUGGGAGAAUUAUAGCCAUGCAAAAGGGAAGGGGGUCAUUAAAUUGAUACAGAGGUACUGUUUCUCCUCUCAUACCACUUUUUAAUAAUCUGCCUUUAAGCAUAACUGCAGUAGCUAUGAUAUCACUAUCAUAGGCUUUGUUUACAAAUGCCAGAAAUAAAGGGAAGUGUUUUUUUUAUUUUUUAAAUGCAUUUUACAUACUUUUGGCUUGUGAGGAACUCUUCUUUUCCAUGAAGUGUGUAACAGAACAUUAGUUUACAAUCCGUUACGGAAGAAGAUACACUUGGCUAUUACACGGUCUUAAAAUGCUUUUCCAGAAUAGAAUCACCAGACCUACCACGAGUGGCAUGGAAGGAAUAAAAAGUGGUAAAUGAAUCAGUCCAGCGAAGUCAUCAGUACUUUGGACACUUGUAUGUUUGAGCUUCUGACUGAGGUGCAGAUUUGAGGUCCUGUUGCAUGUUGUCAUUGAGUUAAUUUGACCAGUUCCAUCUGAUAGCUAUGUUCAAAUUCUCAGGAAUGAAGGGGACCAAAUAUAACAUGUCUUACUCUGAUUCGCUGUUACCUCAGUUUUUGUUCUAUUAAGAUAUUCUGUACAUAAUGUUAAUAAAUGUAACUUUGAAAAGUGGAUUUA